This is a messenger RNA of Parnassius mnemosyne (clouded apollo), 1479 nucleotides long. The record is from the annotation of a GenBank genome assembly. NCBI's taxonomy places the organism in Eukaryota, Metazoa, Arthropoda, Insecta, Lepidoptera, Papilionidae.
CUGAAAAUACUAAUCUCAAGAAAUCACACAUUUUGUUUGCAGGCGUCUACUGUUCAAGCCUCCAUUCCUUUCAAACCUCGCAAAAAAAUAAAUAUUCAUGCAAAGAAAGUGGAGAAUGAUAGUUUCUAUUCUAAUGAUGUUAACAAAAGAAAACGAAAAUCAAAAACCAACAAAAAUGAAAAUGAUAUUGACCUGGAACAUGAUAUCAACAAUGGCUGUUCUCCAACAAAAUGUAUAAAAGUAUGUGAUAACUCUGAGGAUGAUGUUGAUAAAGAAAACUCAAAUGAUGGGAAUACCAUUGUAAGUAAUUCAUUCAAACCUUUAGUAAGUAGAGAAAAGGAAAUAACAUGGCUAGAGAAUUUUUUAAUGGACCAUCUCGAUUCUGAAGAGUCUGCAUCUUUAUACAUCUCUGGCCAACCUGGUACUGGGAAGACUGCAAGCUUAACAUACAUUUUACAUUUACCAAAGAUAAAAAAUGGUUUCAAACAAGUUUAUGUUAAUUGUACAAUGGUGAAAUCUGCGACCAGUAUUUAUAGUAGGAUUUGCAAAGAGUUGCAAUUACGGACAUCGGGAUCAACAGAAAAAGCAUGUCUCUGUGCCAUAGAAAAAUAUUUAAAAAAGAAACAUAAAAUGAUAUUACUUGUAUUGGAUGAGAUCGAUCAGCUGGACAGUAAGCGACAAUCAGUUUUAUACACAAUAUUCGAAUGGCCUGCAUUAUUAAGUUCACGCAUUGUCUUGAUUGGAAUCGCAAAUGCUUUGGAUCUGACAGAGCGAACUCUGCCGCGUUUGCAAGCACGGUGUUCCUUCCGUCCUCUAACACUUCACUUCGCACCUUACACAAAACAACAAAUUAUAGAUAUAUUCGUGUCUGUACUUGAAAGUGAAGAUAAGAGUCAUGUAUUUUCGCCGGUCGCAUUGCAGAUGUUAGCAGCCAAAAUUGCUGCAGUAUCAGGAGACAUGAGACGAGCACUUGACAUUGGUAAAAGGGUUAUUGAACUUGCGAAACGCACCAAAUUUGCAGAGAAUCAAUGUGUUGAAACCAUAAUGCGGGAUUCCAACGUAACAGUAGAGCUCAAACAAGUGUUAGAAGUGUUAAAUGAUGUUUAUGGAGGUGGUAGAAAAAUAGAGAACGAGCUAGAGGAAAGCUUGCCCAUGCAACAGAAAUUAAUAUUGUGCAGCAUAAUGUUAAUUUUAACGAAAGGAAAAAAUAAGGAUUUGACAAUGGGAAGACUUCAUGACGUUUAUAAAAGAGUGGCGACAUCGCGCAACAUCGCCCCAAUGGACAUAGGCGAGAUGGCGGGCGCGUGCUUGCUGCUGGAGGCGCGCGGGGCGCUGCGGGUGUGCGGCGCGGGCGGCGCGGGGGGGCGGGCGCGCCGCCUGCGCCUGCACUGGCACGAGCCCGAGCUCGUCGCCGCGCUGCGCGACAAGCCGCUGCUCUCCGCCAUACUGAAUGACGUCACAUGCUUGUCUUCCAACUGA